CGUACACCCCGUUCGCACGUCGAGUGUCGGGGGUCGAGGAACAAAGCAAAACAAGACGAGUUUCUCCCAAAACACCUUUCAUUUUUUGCCCCGACGCGGAAAUCGCGCGUCACUGGACACUGAGAAGCGCCGUCCGGGAGGAACUGGACCGUCGGGCGACGGGCUGAAGACGUGAAUCGGCGGCCGAACGGCAGCUUUUCAUGACCUGCUGAGUCGGGAGCUCUCCUAAGAUGGCAGGUCUUGGGCCUCGUCCGCCUCGGUCGGGGUCAGGAUUGGGCCGCUGCUCCAUCGGGGCCGAGUCGUCCGUCCUCAGCACCGGAUCCACCGACCCCAACCGAGAACUCUUUGACGCCUGCAGGUCGGGCGACCUGCCGCGGGUCAAGAGGUUGGUGACCUCGCAGACGGUCAACGCCAGGGAUAACGCAGGCAGGAAGUCGACUCCUCUUCAUUUCGCCGCAGGAUAUGGAAGGAGAGAAGUUGUUGAGUUUCUAUUGGCCGCCGGAGCUUCCAUUCAAGCAAGAGACGACGGCGGCCUUCAUCCUCUGCACAACGCCUGUUCUUUUGGACACGCAGAUGUGGUGAGACUUCUGCUGCACGCAGGUGCCUGCCCAAACACCAGGGACAACUGGAAUUACACUCCUUUGCAUGAGGCAUCCAUCAAGGGAAAAGUUGACGUGUGCAUUGCUCUUCUGCAACACGGCGCUGACCCGAGUAUUCGCAACUCGGAGGGCAAAACUGCCCACGACUUGGCCGAGGGUUCGACCAGAGCCGUCCUAUCAGGCGAGUACCGCAAGGAGGAGUUGCUGGAGGCGGCCAGAGCUGGAGGGGAGGACAAACUGAGUCUCCUGCUCAACCCCUUGAACGUGAAUUGCCACGCAAGUGACGGCCGCCGCUCAACGCCUCUGCACUUGGCCGCCGGAUACAAUAGGGCCCGAGUUGUGCAGCUGUUGCUCCAGCACGGCGCCGACGUCCACGCAAAGGACAAAGGUGGCCUGGUGCCAUUGCACAACGCCUGCAGCUACGGCCACUUUGAGGUCACUGAGCUCCUGAUCAAGCAUGGCGCCAACGUGAACGCCAUGGACCUGUGGCAGUUCACCCCUCUGCAUGAAGCCGCGUCCAAGGCCAGGGUGGAGGUUUGCUCGUUGCUGCUCAGUGAGGGCGCCGACCCCACCCUUCUCAACUGCCAUUCCAAAUCUGCAGUGGACGUGGCUCCGACCAGAGAGUUGCAGGAAAGACUGACUUAUGAAUACAAAGGACACUGCCUGUUGGAGGCCUGCAGGCAGGCAGACCCUGUCAAAGUAAAGAAAUUUUUAUCUCAAGACGUCGUUGACUUCAAACACCCCUUCAAUGGCGACACACCUCUGCAUUGUGCGGCUGCUGCUCCUUACCCCAAAAGGCGGCAAGUAAUCGACCUGCUGGUCAGGAAGGGGGCCCUACUCAAUGAAAAGAACAAAGACUCUUUGGCCGCCCUGCACAUUUCAGCCGACUGCUCACAUUUGGAUGUGGUCGAAGCUCUGCUCAGACAUGGAGCCAAAUCAAAUGUUCUAGACGCCAACGGCCAGACAGCUUUGCAUAGGUGUGCCAGAGACGAUAAUUUACAAGCAUGCCGAAUUCUGUUAUCUUACAAUGUCGACACCACCAUCGUUUCCCUCCAAGGCUACACAGCGGCUCAGCUGGCUACCGAAAAUGUUUUGAAAAUACUCCAAGGUGACACGUCGAUUUUGGCAGGUGUCCAAAUUCAUCACAAAUCGCCAUCACUCGUUUCAGACCCACCGGCUGGCAGCUUAGACGUGGAAGGCCAACUUUUGGAGUCUGCCAAGGCAGGGGAUACAGAUCAAGUGAGGCGACUCCUCUCCGCUUUCCCACACAUUGUCAACUGCAGGGAUGUGGACGGCAGACAUUCAACCCCACUGCACUUUGCUGCAGGCUACAACCGCAUAGCCGUCGUUGAGUAUCUUUUGAACCACGGAGCUGACGUUCAUGCAAAGGACAAAGGUGGUUUGGUACCUCUACACAAUGCUUGCAGCUAUGGGCAUUUUGAAGUUACGGAACUUUUGGUCAAGCACGGAGCUAGCGUCAAUGUUGCCGACUUAUGGAAAUUUACUCCCCUGCACGAAGCUGCAGCAAAGGGGAAAUUUGAGAUUGUGAAACUUUUGCUUAAGCACGGAGCUGAUGUGAGCAAGAAGAAUCGAGACGGAGCCACGCCGCUCGACUUGGUCCGCGAAGCUGAUGUUGAAGUGGCCGACUUGCUUAAAGGAAACUCAGCCCUGCUGGAUGCCGCCAAGAAAGGAAACCUGGCCAGAGUGCAACGACUUCUGACUCAAGAAAACAUUAACUGCCGAGACGCACAAGGAAGAAACUCAACUCCACUUCAUCUCGCAGCCGGAUAUAAUAACAUGGAGGUGGCCGAGUACCUAUUGGAGCAGGGCGCUGACGUCAACGCCCAAGACAAGGGAGGACUCAUCCCUUUACACAACGCCUCGUCUUACGGGCAUCUCGACAUUGCCGCCCUCCUCAUCAAAUACAACACUGUUGUUAACGCAACCGACAAGUGGGGAUUCACGCCUCUGCACGAAGCUGCUCAAAAAGGGCGGACCCAGUUGUGUGCUCUUCUGCUCGCUCACGGCGCUGAUCCUUAUUUGAAAAACCAGGAAGGGCAAACUCCUCUUCUGCUUGCAUCAGCUGAAGACGUGAGAUGCCUUCUGCAGGACGCCAUGGUGUCCAACAACCCAUCCUCGCCUGGACAACCAGUCCUCUCUCCAUCGCCCCAGCCAUCUGCCAGUUCCAUGUCGCUUCCCCUACCACCGCCUCCUCAGUUGAGUGAGACGGUCAUUCUGCCCUCAGGAGCUUGCCUCACGUUGGGCGUCCCUGUUGCUGCACGUUGUGAUUCACCCGGUUUCUUGCCGGGCGAUGGUUGCUGUGAUGACGCAAAAUCGGAAGUGGAAAAUCCCAGCGGAGGAGACAAGUUGGCUUCUGUCAAAGCCUUCCUUGAAAAUCUCUCACUUGAUCAUCUCAUGGAACUGUUCGAGCGUGAACAAAUCUCAUUAGACAUAUUAGCUGAAAUGGGCCACGAGGAUCUCAAACAAGUAGGCGUUUCUGCCUACGGACACAGACACAAACUAAUCAAGGGCAUUGAAAAACACUUGACUUCCACCGCAGCAUGGGGUCCGGCACCUUCGUUAUCUUUGGGAACGUUUUUGGUCGAUCUGGUAUCGGAGGACCGAGAAUAUCUGGCUGUCGAAGAGGAAAUGCAAUCAACCAUCAGGGAGCACAGGGACAAUGGACACUCUGGAGGAGUUUUUAUGAGAUACAACAUUAUUCACAUCCAGAAAGUGCAAAACAAAAAGUUGUGGGAGAGAUACUCGCACAGGAGGAAAGAAGUGGCCGAAGAGAAUACAAGCCAGUCAAAUGAGAGGAUGCUCUUCCAUGGAUCUCCGUUCAUCAAUGCAAUUGUGCAGAAGGGCUUUGACGAAAGACAUGCUUACAUUGGGGGAAUGUUUGGAGCUGGAAUCUACUUUGCUGAAAACUCGUCAAAGAGCAACCAGUAUGUUUAUGGCAUUGGAGGUGGCACUGGCUGCCCCCAGCACAAAGACCGGUCUUGCUAUUCUUGCCACCGAAACUUGCUGUUGUGCAGAGUCACUCUUGGCAAAAGUUUCCUGCAAUUUUCUGCAAUGAAAAUGGCUCAUGCUCCUCCAGGCCACCACUCUGUUAUGGGCCGUCCCAGCGCUGGGGGACUCAAUUUCCCAGAAUAUGUAGUUUACCGUGGAGAGCAGGCUUACCCUGAAUACCUGAUUACCUAUCAAAUUGUGAAGCCCGAGCCGGAAGACGCUACCGAUGUAGAUCUGCGGUGAUGAUUCCUGAAUCUAUUGACCACAAAGUAAUUUUUGCCGAUGCUUUUAACAAAUUCACUCUUUUAUAAUGUUAGGUGGCUUGAACUCUUGUCUCUGUGAUUUUGUUACUUUUUAAGUUGUUUAUGAAAUCUCGGAUCACUGUGAAUUUCCAUAAUGUAUGAAAUUUUAUAUUAAGAUACUACAGUAUUAAAAGUGUUAGCCUGGAAUGUAGAACAUACAACUUUUUCAUUUAUAGCUAAAAGACCUUAAUUCACAAAUAAA
Messenger RNA from Neocloeon triangulifer, 4112 nucleotides. It is a transcript of the gene Tnks, whose product is annotated as poly [ADP-ribose] polymerase tankyrase. Lineage: Eukaryota; Metazoa; Arthropoda; Insecta; Ephemeroptera; Baetidae. Bases 231 to 3851 code for a protein of 1206 amino acids. The record is from RefSeq and is a predicted model, not a curated record. Gene Ontology annotation, molecular function: protein binding; NAD+ poly-ADP-ribosyltransferase activity. The transcript is spliced from 18 exons.